AUGGAGCAACCCUGCGAGGAGCGGCCUCAUUUCGAGCAUGUCUCGAAUCCGGAGAGCCUCUUCAGGUGUCAUCCGCAAAGGAACGGAUGGGGCCCUGCCAACUGCGACAAGGAAGUGCGAUCAGAGUGCCUGGCAGCUCUGGCGCACCUUCCAUUUGAGCCGAACGUGCGCCCGUCUCUCUUCUCUCACCAGCUCUUCCGCGCGUGUGAUUUCACCUUCCAUGUGCAGCAGAGACAACGUGAUGGCCGUGAUCCUCGGGGCAUCGGCGUCGCUUUUGCGGAUGAGGAGCAGCAGUUCCAGACUGUGGAUAAUAGGCCGCUUCUGAAACGUGGCGGAGGAGGCGGAUGGCUGCAUAAACGUCGAGCUCCUGUGAAGCAGUCCACCGCUGCCUUCAACGAAAAAAACAAAGAGGAGGAAGAGCUUCGCUUGGGCAAGAAGGGCAAGAGCGAGCAGAAGAAGCAGCAACAACAGCAACAGGCUCGCUUCGCGCGUAUUCACGCGCGCCAUAGGGCGUUCAGUGAGUGGUCCGUGCAGCCCACCAACGAAUGGGCCGUUGAGGCGGAGAUUCCUCUUUCGCAGUUAUACAAGCAUGCCGUUGAGAGCUCCAAGAUCAAGGUCAAGGAUUUGGCAUGGCGCGGUGAGCUGCGCACCUAUAACAAACAAGCCGACCAAAUCCGCACGAAAUUGCCUGUCGCACUCCAGAACUUGUCGUCCAACUUUGACUACUACUGGGUUACUACUCAAGAUGACGAUUUGAUUAAGGAGCACAUGCUGAACAGUUCGGAGCCAAUUGAUGUUGCGGCAACGGACCAGGUGCUCGCUGUCCUGAUGGCGGCACCGCAGUCGAAGUACUCGUGGCACUUGCAUUUGACGAAGGUCGAAGGCAAGCUGCUCAUUGGCAAAGCGAACGGCUCUAUUGUUGACUUGCUGACGGUUAAUGAGACGGCUAGCGAACCUCCCAUGCAGGAUGCGGAAAACCGCCUGAAUAGGCCUGCUGCCCUUGGCUUUGAGGCGGUGAAGAUCAAUCAGAACCUGCGCCAACAGCUUCUGGUCAAGGGUGAAGACCCGGUCAAGUUCCCGCCGCCUCCUUUCGUUGAGGCUGGCGACAACCCUGCAUCGGUGGCGUACAGGUACCGCCUGUUCACCAUUCCGGGACGCACAGCCGGCGCGGCUGGCGGUAAAUCAAGACAGCCAAUCAACAUCAUUGCGAGAACGGAAGUCAACGCGAAACUGCCACAGGCCGCUGGAACACCGAAGCCGGCAGCCGACGCAGAACCGACAACAGGACACGGCAGACGCGAAAAAGAGGACAGCGAUCCCUUCGGAAAGGAUGGUGGCGGCUAUGUGUACAUUUGUGCACUUAAUGAAUAUGACAUCAAGGGGCAGAAGAACUGGCGCGUGCAGAUGGAGACUCAGAGGGGAGCUCUGCUGGCGACAGAGGUCCGGAACAACGCUUGCAAACUGAAAAAGUUUGUUGCGUCUGCCAUGAUGGCCGGCUGCGAUGACCUCAAGCUCGGUUUCGUUUCGCGUAAAUCGAACAAUGACAACGAGCACCAUGUCGUUCUGAGCGUCCAGUCCUACCAGACACGGGAUCUCGGUCUGCAGAUUGGCCUGAAGCCAGAUAAUGCAUGGGGUAUCGUUCGAGCCAUUGUUGACCUCGUCAUGGACAAACCCGAUGGCCGCUACGUCCUGCUCAAGGACCCGACGAAGCCGGUGAUGCGACUCUAUUCGAGACCUGAAGAUGAGGAUGAAGAUGGAGAAGAGGAUGAAAAGGCGCCGGAAGCUAGAGCCGACGAUGACGAGGCCAACAGAAACGACGAAGAGUAA
Molecule: messenger RNA, 1827 nt
Organism: Besnoitia besnoiti
Lineage: Eukaryota; Apicomplexa; Conoidasida; Eucoccidiorida; Sarcocystidae
Product: putative eukaryotic translation initiation factor 3 subunit 7
Exons: 12
Coding region: 1-1827 (608 amino acids)
Biological process (GO): translational initiation
Cellular component (GO): eukaryotic translation initiation factor 3 complex; cytoplasm
Molecular function (GO): translation initiation factor activity
Source: RefSeq, a predicted model, not a curated record